UGAAUACAGACCUCCGUUCUAACGUGCAGACUGUGAUGACCGAAUGCAGAAACGGUUGGAGACCAAGAGUGUAGCGCAAGCAUGUGGUAGACCGCCGCCUCGUCUCAGCGGCGGUUCCCCUCAGAGACGAUCGUCAUGUGUAGUGGACGGAGUCUUUUAAAGAUCGUGUGUAUAUCAAAAUCAGAGAAUACAUGCAGAGGAAGGGCAAACACUUUGCUUGGGUGGCCGGUGCACGAGGCACCACCUUACGGUAGAAGACUGGAGGGCCUUGGUGAAGUGUUCCAGUUAUCGAGAGAGCCGCACUGCAUGCAGGCGGAGAGACAGUGUGCAAGCAAGACGGAAGACAAGCCAGCUGCAACAGCCAGCCAAGAUACUGAAUCUGAUUUAGGUUCACCUUUCGAUGCUGAUGAUGUAGUCCCUGAUACAGACUCUGAUCUGAUGAUUGUUCCAGAGGAGACGGAGAAACAAGAUGACGACGAGAAACCAAGUGCCAAAGAGAAACAGGAAGCCAACGAAGCAAGAGAGGAAACACGCAUCGCAAAGAAGACCGAGGAUGACGAAUCUAAACCAUCACCCUCACAGGUGAUACAUUCCUGCAUGUUUAGAAGACAAAUGUAUUUCUAUCCUUAUGCAACUUUCUACAACUCAGUUAGUAUCCGCAGUUGAUGAUUGGGCCAAGUCCAUGUGUUACAGAUGCGUCCAUCUCAAACACAACACCCUUGUAUGAUGUUAGAAAGGUGUGUAGACAUGUAGACAUGUAUUUUGAUGAUGCCGCUAACGAUUUGAUCAAUGGUAAAGAAAGAAACGAAUACUUCUUUUUGUUUUUAAAUGCAGUAAAUCAAUUUGAUUAAAUAAGAAUUAUGAGUUUGGACGAACGAAGGUACAUGUUCAAAAAUUUACUGAGACUCUGAAAGCAUCUAAAACUAUGCGAGAUGAUCUUAAAAACAGAUGCAAACACCUUGUUGAGUAAUUGAUUUAUGUGUGGUUUGUUUUUACAACUCACAUCAUAAACGUUUUUCAAACUAUAA
Acanthaster planci (crown-of-thorns starfish) is the source of this 1028-nucleotide messenger RNA. RefSeq lists its product as uncharacterized. Lineage: Eukaryota; Metazoa; Echinodermata; Asteroidea; Valvatida; Acanthasteridae. The record is from RefSeq and is a predicted model, not a curated record.